GGCGAAGCUAGACGUUUUGAGUUUGGAAUGUCUCGACGGCUCCGCCCUCGGCGAGGUUCACGGCGGAAUACCUCUGGAAGCAGAUGCGGAGUAAGGUCCACAGUGGUAUUCUUAAGAGUCGCGAUGGUCUUCUCUCAAUCAACGUCAACCUGUCUUCAUCAAACAUCAAGCUUGAAUAACAAGAAAAAAGAUGUCUCAAACCGUCCUCACUCGCCAGGUGCCCGCCGUUGCAGCCUUGCAAAAGGUGCAGGAGGCAAUCCAGAACCCGGGCGCUCCGGUCCCGAUUCCCAAGCCCUCUUCAGACCCCGAGCAACUCAAGAUUGAUGGUGAUUCCUUCACGUUGGACUCCUUCACCAGCGAGGACACCUUUAUUCUGGGCAACCUACUCUACGCUCGUCUCCUCCCCUUUGCCAAGAAGACGCCGGCGCUGAUUUCCAUUGCCCUGGCCAACAGCUCACAAGUCGUCUUCCAAACGGUGACCGGCCCCGGUGUGGUUCCCGACAACGAGCGCUGGGUGAGCCGAAAGCGGAAUACAGUUCUCCGAUUCGGAAACAGCAGCUGGUACAUGCACUGCAAGUUUGAUGGCGAUGAGGCUCUGUUCAGCUCCAAGUUCGCCAUCGGCGACGAGCAGAAAUGCAACUAUGCGAUCCACGGUGGCGCGAUUCCCAUCCGCGUCAAGGGUGUUGAGGGAAUUGUGGCGACGGUCAUCGUGAGUGGACUGAAGCAGGACGAGGACCACGGAGUAAUUGUGGAUGUCAUCAAGGAGCACUGGAAAUAGUCGCGAUUAAAAAACAAGCUAGCACGCGUAAUUACAGUAACUAAUAAUACCAGCAAUCCAGUUUUUGGAGACUGCAAAAACGCCCAGACGCAACUGAAUGCACUCGCAUGGCGUCAAUGCAUGGCAUGACGGCGACGGGAGCUUUUACCCAAAAUGGAAUGCUCCGACUGUGGGACUGGCAGCAUGAAGAUG
Molecule: messenger RNA, 970 nt
Organism: Ilyonectria robusta
Lineage: Eukaryota; Fungi; Ascomycota; Sordariomycetes; Hypocreales; Nectriaceae
Exons: 2
Coding region: 191-778 (195 amino acids)
Biological process (GO): post-translational protein targeting to endoplasmic reticulum membrane
Cellular component (GO): TRC complex
Source: RefSeq, a predicted model, not a curated record